Messenger RNA from Necator americanus (New World hookworm), 2610 nucleotides. RefSeq lists its product as uncharacterized. The record is from RefSeq and is a predicted model, not a curated record. The transcript has 26 exons. Gene Ontology annotation, cellular component: plasma membrane. NCBI's taxonomy places the organism in Eukaryota, Metazoa, Nematoda, Chromadorea, Rhabditida, Ancylostomatidae. Gene Ontology annotation, molecular function: dipeptidyl-peptidase activity; serine-type peptidase activity. Gene Ontology annotation, biological process: proteolysis. The coding region runs from base 1 to 2610 and encodes 869 amino acids.
AUGUCGUCAAAACGUUCGACUGCAUCUGCAUGGUCAAUGGUUCGAAAUCGCUCUACUGCCGACCAUGCCUUUCCUCGUUCCGAGCUCGAUAAAUUUGGUACCGGACUUGUGUGGGAUGCAUUGCUAAGACAGCUCCCUGUCUCAGUUCCUUCAUCCAACACAAGUAUGGAAACCUGGCAGAAAACCUUCGGAAAUCUUUUUGAAUUGGGCGAAGGUGUACGGCAGGAAAGAACCUGGAAAGGAAUCGCGACUCUACUCGUCCUUAUGUUUGUUUGUUCACUGAUUGGCUUAGCCUCCCAUCUGUUCACACCAGGAGGAGAUAGUCUAACCCAAGACGACAAUGUCUCACAAUUGGUUGGAAACCGGAACUCCCUGAAACGGCUGCCUCAAAUAAUGAACUAUGGAGCGCAUUUUGUAGGAGACAAUGCAAUCGUUUAUACAAACAUUCUUCAUGGUCCUGUCCGGUUGUCUCUAGACAAAAUGGAGCCAGAACGCCUACUUAGAUUUAAUCCGGCCAUGGACUAUCCACUUCCUUCAUACGAUUAUCGAUAUUAUGCUCUCUGUACACGGACGUCUUCCUAUGACACAGGAAAAUUCAAUGCCACGUACAAGGUCUCAAUCUUGGACAGAGAGCUAGUUGCCGUGCAUGAUAGAAAUUAUAAUGGGUCUUUGCCUAUGGAACUAGAGAGAAAACUGUAUUAUAAGGUGGGCGUUACAAAAACCGACGGCGAAACACUGCGGUUUUUUAAAUGGAGUCCCGUUAGUUACGAAUACGUUUUCUGGCAAGAUGGCCAUCUCUACUACUCAGAAUCUCCCGAGUCGCUCACUACUUCAGUUCGGAUCACCAGCGAAGGACUGAACUGGGAGUAUGAAAUUCCCGAUCCGCCUCAUUCUAGGGACGUUUUCGAUCAUCAUUGGAAGACAGUUUGGUGGUCUAGGAAAGGCAAGAAGCUGGCUUUUCUCAGCAAGGAUAAAGAGGAGGAAAAUUCGAUGCUGCUGAUCAGCUACACAGAUCGGAAAAGCUAUCCGAGUGUGAUACAACAAAAGUGUUCAAAAACUAACGAGAAACAAUUACCAACAUUCAUUCUUUUCGUAUGGGAUAAGGAGACCCGCGAACUAAAGCAGAUGGACGUGAAACUAAGGAACAGAACAGCAUAUCACUAUCUUUAUGCAGUGCAAUGGGUGGUGAUGCGAGGCGAAGAAUUUCUUGUCACUUUUUGGGCAGAUAGACUCCAAACGCACAUCUCCAUGACCAUCUGUGAUCACACGUCGGGUAAUUGCGAACUGAUGUUCGAACACGAGUAUCCUAGCAAAACGUGUCUGGAAAUUUCCGACUUCUCAUCCGCAUUGAGCAGUGACGAUGCUAUUUAUAUCCUUUUGCCGCGAGCCAUGCCGGAUGGAAACAGUUACCAACAUAUAGCUAAGCUAACUAUCCAGAGAGGUACGGCGAAAGGAGCAGAAGAUAUGAAAUGGGCUAAGUCAUCAUUCCUUUCAAUAGGGAACUUUGACGUCGUGGAAUUAAAUGCCUAUGAUAAAAACAAUGACAUCGUGUAUUUCACAGCCUCAGCGCCUUCACCAACCAACCGGCAUCUAUAUUCUACGAAAGGAUCACCGACAAGUGCUGAUGAGUGGAAAUGCAUAUCCUGUGGAUAUUCCAACUGUACCUUCCAAAUCAAUCAGUUGACAUCCGACUUCAAGCAUAUACUCAUGUGGUGCAAGGGACCAGCGCUUCCACGAUAUUACCUUGGCGAAAUUGUUGGACGGAAAGUUGAAAACUUGGUGGAAAUCCUAAGAGACGAAUAUUACGAGGGAAUGUUGGCUUUGACAAGAUUACCAACUGUCAUACGCGACAUCGUGCCGCUGAAACAAGGAUAUGAAGCCAAUGUGAAGAUCUACCUUCCACCUGAUCAAUCAGUUCGAUCUAGUUCCAUACCAGUGCUGCUCAACGUUUACGCUGGCCCUCCAGGCCUUCAGAUGGCUAACGAUGAAUUUUUCACGAUGGAUGAGUUCGCAAUGAUCGUAGUCGCUUCACAAAAUUAUGCUGUGGUAAUGAUAGAUGGACGUGGAUCAGGCGGACGUGGAUGGAAGUACCGAGGGGCCUUCUACGGCGCACUAGGCACCGUGGAGAUCGAAGACCAAAUAGAAGGGAUUCGACAGGUGAUGAGGAAAUAUCCCUUCCUUGACGCUCAUCGUCUUUCGGUAUAUGGAUGGUCUUACGGAGGAUUUGCAGCUGCACUGAUGACUGAAAAAGCGCCUGAAUCAUUUUUUAAAUGUGCAAUUUCAGUCGCUCCGGUUGCUAACUUUUUUUAUUAUCACGGGUCGUACUCCGAAAAAUACAUGGCGAAUGCUGAGAAGUCCGGCUAUGAUGCUAUCGACAUUACUAAAAAUGUGGCGAAUUUCAGGAAAACUCGCUUGUUACUGGCUCAUGGAUUGUAUGAUGAAAACGUUCACUUCCAACACAGUGCGCUUUUAAUUGAAGCUCUGCAACGAAAUGAUAUUGACUUUGAUGUUAUGGUGUAUCCAAAUGAAGACCAUACUAUAGGGCCAUCCCGGUUCACUUUGCAGACGAAAAUAGCGUCGUUCCUUGAACAAUGUGCCAAAAGUGUAUGA